This is a messenger RNA of Poecilia latipinna (sailfin molly), 1164 nucleotides long. Its product is annotated as protein C19orf12 homolog. Lineage: Eukaryota; Metazoa; Chordata; Actinopteri; Cyprinodontiformes; Poeciliidae. The record is from RefSeq and is a predicted model, not a curated record. The coding region runs from base 129 to 554 and encodes 141 amino acids. The transcript is spliced from 3 exons.
GUUCGGAGUCGGAGAGGGGAGGACUCAGCAGCUCGUGUGUUUGUCUCACUGGAAACAGAAGCGCUCGCUGUUAGGCUAAGCUAAAGACUCUGACCACUGUUCUACCACCGCUGUGCUUCAGCGCACAGAUGGCACCUCGUAUGGAUGACGUCAUGCGCCUGUGCUGUGAAAUUUCGGCUCAUGACCAGAUCAAAGUGGCGGUGAAAAGCUCCGCCAAAGGAGCGGCGGUGGCGGGGGGUACAGCGUUCGUCGGCGGGCUGCUCGGUGGACCCGCGGGGAUUGCUGUCGGCGGGGCGGUGGGGGGUCUGCUGGGCAGCUGGCUAACCAGUGGUCAGUUCAGGCCUCUGCCUCAGAUCCUGAUGGAGCUGCCGCCCAAUCAGAGGGAGCAACUAUACCGGGACAUCAACGGCGUCCUGGGCAGCCUGGACUGGAUGGACGCAGCCCAGCUCAUCGCCCUGGUGAUGGGCAAUGCCACACUGCAGCAGCAGGUCACUGCCGCCCUGCUCAACUACGUCUCAAAGGAACUCAGAGCGGAGGUGCGGUAUGGGGACUGAGCUGGGGCUCAACACGGACCUCAGGCAUUCCCAGUGGCAGAUGCUGGUGUUGUCAGGGAGACACUGGGAACAAUGGCUGCCUCAGCCUGUUAGUACUGUAGGAAAACAAAAUAAUGUUUUCUGUGCAAACUUCAUUCCUAAUGUUUUACAUCUUGUUGAUUUAAUCCCACAUUUUCUCUAUUUCAAACUAUGCUGCCUUUUGUUUAUUUGAAGUGUCAAUAAGUUUUUAUUAUUUCAGUUCAAGGUCACCUUCAUUUAAAAAAAAAAUUAAAAUUAAUGAACAAAUCAGUGAAGUGAUCAUCAGUAGCUCAGGUUGAUAACUGAAGAACAAAGCAAGAAUUCACAGCAUUCACUCCAAAGUUAGAAAGUAAAGACUGUAAUGAUCAAGCUUCUUUUAUCUAAAUAACAAAAUGAAUAUACAGUUCAGGCUGAAAUUAUUCAAACCACAAGUGAAUCUAAACUUAAAAUGAUCUCAUGUGCCUUCUGGCUGGAAGUCAUGUUAAUGUUAUGGAUCGGCCCAGACAGUCCUGAGCAUAAAGGUUAGGGUGAUGGUAAAGAGGCCUUCCAACCUCAAAGACCUGGAAGGCAUCAGAAAUAAAUAAUGAAAUAG